AGCGUAACACUGAACGAUGGAAGAUAUCCCACCAGGAGAUCUGGACACAGCUGCUGGUGGGGAUCAGAACAGCUCAGCGACAGUGUGUCUGCAUUUGUAUCCAGGCAUGCAGGACGAUGCCAAUCCAGAUCUUGACCAAGGCCUUGCUGCACAAACCGCAGGUGCUUCCCUGAAGCACCCGACCACCCUGAUAGAUAGACAGAGAGGCAACGAGAUCUCUGCCCUCCCAGCAACCCUCGACAGUACAUCCCUGAAGCAUUCGACCACCCUGACAAACAGACAGAGAGGCAACGAGGUCUCUGCCCUCCCAGCAACCCUCGACACUUUGUCCAUCCACCAGUUGGCUGCUCAGGGUGAGCUCAGUCAGCUGAAAGAGUAUCUCCGAAAAGGGGAGAACUUGGUGAACAAGCCAGACGAGAGAGGCUUCACUCCUCUGAUCUGGGCCUCUGCCUUCGGGGAGAUUGAAACAGUCCGUCAUCUGCUAGACUGGGGUGCGGACCCCCACGUACUGGCUAAGGAGCGGGAGAGCGCGUUGUCGCUGGCCAGCACCGGAGGAUACACUGACAUAGUGACCAUGCUGCUGGAGAGAGACGUAGAUAUCAAUAUAUAUGACUGGGUAAAUGCACUGGUGCUUAUUGCCAGUAUCACUCCCUGGAACAGCCAUCCUGGGCUUUUGCUGUUGCUAAAGAACGGAGGCACCCCAUUGCUGUAUGCUGUGCGUGGCAACCACGUGAAGUGUGUCGAGGCUUUACUAGCUCGCGGUGCUGAUCUGACGACGGAAGCAGACUCCGGCUACACCCCCAUGGAUCUGGCUGUGGCAUUGGGACACAAGAAAGUUCAGCAGGUUAUUGAGACCCACAUCCUCAAGCUGUUUCAGACCAAGAAACUGGAGUGAUGCUGGCUCGUGCUCCCUGGCUGAGAGAACCAGGGCUUUGCUGUCUCCGGAUGCUGCAUGGGAACAAGGCGGCCAGACGCGCUCUCUCUUUCCAAGGGCUGAUGCUCCUGCAGGAGAUCUGCGCUGCCACGGCCAAGCGAGCAGGUGUGGAGGGAGCUUUAUAAGCUGGGCUGGCAGGAAAUCCCUGAUGGAGGAGGAGCUGUUUACUCUCCAAGCAGGUGGCAAAGGAGAAGCCUCCCACACACAGCGAGACUCUGAAUUGUCCAGGUAGCUGCAUUUCUGCUGCGAACAAGACUGCAAGCCGCCUCCCUCUGCCCCCUGUGUAUUAAAUAUUGCCUAAAGCA
Messenger RNA from Gopherus flavomarginatus (Mexican gopher tortoise), 1239 nucleotides. It is a transcript of the gene RFXANK, whose product is annotated as regulatory factor X associated ankyrin containing protein. Gene Ontology annotation, cellular component: nucleus. Gene Ontology annotation, biological process: regulation of transcription by RNA polymerase II. Gene Ontology annotation, molecular function: protein binding. The coding region runs from base 17 to 895 and encodes 292 amino acids. NCBI's taxonomy places the organism in Eukaryota, Metazoa, Chordata, Testudines, Testudinidae. The record is from RefSeq and is a predicted model, not a curated record. The transcript has 9 exons.